AUGAAACAUGGAAUGUGCUUACUGUUGCUUUUAGUUUCACUGGCGUUGAUGUCCACGGUUUCAGUGGCGGUGAUAUCCACGAGCUGCACAGAUGUCCUAAUCAGUAUGGCGCCAUGUCUCGGCUACAUCACUGGAAACUCUUCUUCUCCUUCUCAACAAUGCUGUGGUCGGUUGGCUCACGUUGUCAGGUUUUCUGCUGAGUGUUUGUGUGAGCUUCUCAAAGGUGGACAACCUCAUCUUGGUGUCAAUUUUAAUCAAACACAAGCUCUUGCUUUGCCUAAAGCUUGUAAUGUUCAAACUCCUCCCAUUAGUCGCUGCAACGAACAUGGAAAUGUAUCAAAAACAGUUCCAGGACAUGGGUCAUCAUCAUCUCAUGGGAGUUCUAUCAAGUUCUCAUUUCCUCUUAUGGCCAUCUUUUCUGUGGCUUACUACAUCACAAUAUACUCAAAAACUGACUUUUAA
Eruca vesicaria subsp. sativa (arugula) is the source of this 462-nucleotide messenger RNA. Lineage: Eukaryota; Viridiplantae; Streptophyta; Magnoliopsida; Brassicales; Brassicaceae. The record is from the annotation of a GenBank genome assembly.